GAGCCGUACCCUCGGGCGCACGCGCCCUCCCAGCAUUCAGCGGGCGCGCGGGCGGCGACCACUGAGUAGACGCAGGUGGCCGGCCCCGGCAGUUUAGGUGGCCUGAACCGACCACGUGGAGGAACGGUUGCCCCUACACCUACCCACGCCAUGAAGCCCCCCGCAGCCUGUGCAGGAGACGCCUUGGACGCAGCGGCCUCGAGCUCUGUGGUGAACUACCUGAGGUGGGACCUGAGUGCCCAGCGGAUAGGGGAGCUCACCGCAGAGCUCAUCCAGCAGACCAAGCGCGUGUACGACCAGGUGGGCUCCCAGAAGUUUGAAGACGUGUCCUACGAGAGUACGCUCAAGGCGCUGGCCGACGUGGAGGUGACCUACACAGUUCAGCGGAAUAUCCUUGACUUCCCCCAGCACGUUUCUCCGUCCAAGGACAUCCGGGCGGCCAGCACAGAGGCGGACAAGAAGCUGUCGGAGUUCGACGUGGAGAUGAGCAUGAGGCGGGACGUGUACCAGAGGGUCGUCUGGCUGCAGGAAAAAGUUGAGAAGGACUCACUGAGGCCAGAGGCCAUACGGUACCUGGAGCGGCUGAUCAAACUGGGCAGGAGGAACGGGCUGCACCUGCCUGCGGACACUCAGGAGAAAAUCAAAAGCAUCAAGAAGAAGCUGAGCCUUCUGUGCAUCGACUUCAACAAGAACCUGAAUGAGGACACCACCUUCUUGCCCUUCACCCGGGAGGAGCUGGGGGGGCUCCCGGAGGACUUUCUGAGCUCGCUGGAGAAGACGGAGGACGAGAAGUUGAAGGUCACCCUCAAGUAUCCCCACUACUUCCCUCUCCUGAAGAAGUGCCACGUGCCCGAGACCCGGCGGAAGGUGGAAGAGGCCUUCAACUGCCGGUGCAAACAGGAGAACUGUGCCAUCCUCAGCGAGCUGGUGACCCUCCGGGCCCAGAAGUCCACCCUGCUGGGAUUCAGCACGCAUGCCGACUACGUCCUGGAGAUGAACAUGGCGAAGACCAGCCAGGCGGUGGCCGCUUUCCUAGACGAGCUGGCCCGGAAGCUGAAGCCCCUCGGGGAGCAGGAGCGUGCCGUGAUCCUGGAGCUGAAAAAGGCCGAGUGCGAGAAGCGCGGCCUGGACUUCGACGGGCGGAUCAAUGCCUGGGACAUGCGCUACUACAUGAACCAGGUGGAGGAGACGCGCUAUAGCGUGGACCAGAACCUGCUCAAGGAGUACUUCCCCAUGCAGGUGGUCACCCGGGGGCUGCUCAGCAUCUACCAGGAGCUGCUGGGGCUGACCUUCGACCUGGAGGAGCACGCGGCCGUGUGGCACGAGGACGUGACGCUCUACACCGUGAGGGACUCGGCCUCGGGCAAGGCCAUCGGGAAGUUCUACCUGGACCUGUACCCGCGGGAAGGGAAGUAUGGACACGCGGCCUGCUUCGGCCUGCAGCCGGGCUGCCUGCAGCAGGAUGGGAGCCGCCAGAUCGCCAUCGCGGCCAUGGUGGCCAACUUCACCAAGCCCACCCCGGACACCCCCUCCCUGCUGCAACACGACGAGGUGGAGACCUACUUCCACGAGUUCGGGCACGUGAUGCACCAGCUGUGCUCUCAGGCCGAGUUCGCCAUGUUCAGCGGAACGCACGUGGAGCGGGACUUCGUGGAGGCGCCGUCGCAGAUGCUGGAGAACUGGGUGUGGGAGAAGGAGCCGCUGCUGCGGAUGUCCCAGCACUUCCGGACCGGCAGCGCCAUCCCCCAGGAGCUGCUGGAGAAACUCAUCAAGUCCCGGCAGGCCAACACGGGUCUCUUCAACCUGCGGCAGAUCGUCCUGGCCAAGGUGGACCAGGCCCUGCACACACAGACAGCCGCAGACCCAGCUGAGGAGUACGCCCGUCUCUGCCAGGACAUCCUUGGGGUCCCAGCCACGCCAGGGACCAACAUGCCCGCGACCUUCGGCCACCUGGCGGGUGGCUAUGACGCCCAGUACUACGGCUACCUGUGGAGCGAGGUGUACUCCAUGGACAUGUUCCACACGCGCUUCAAGCAGGAGGGCAUCCUGAAUGGCAAGGUCGGCAUGGACUACCGAAGCUGCAUCCUGAGGCCUGGUGGCUCCCAGGAUGCCAGUGUCAUGCUGAAGCUCUUCCUGGGCCGGGACCCCAAGCAGGACGCCUUCCUCCUGAGCAAGGGGCUGCUGGUGGGGGACAGUGAGCCGCCAGCAUGCUGACGUGCCUGGGCCUCUGCCCGCCCCAGACUCAGGGCUCCACGCGGCUGGCUUCCCCAUGCCUUAGCUCCCGGUGGAAACGGGGUGGCCUGCGACCAGCGGGGGCAGGUGGGGAGGGGGCUGUUCAACGCCAUUGCUUGUGUCCAGUCUCCACAACCCCUCCUUGGCAGCCGGCUCAAGUUGAGAAGGUCCUGUCUCCACUGUCUGGAGAGCCUGUGGCCCUUCAAGGCCUCGUCUUUGUUGCACUAAUGCACCCCUUCCUGGGAAGUUUUCCUAGUGAAGAUGGUUCUUUGAAAUGCAGCCAUUAAAAAAGAGAGACUGCUG
Manis pentadactyla (Chinese pangolin) is the source of this 2535-nucleotide messenger RNA. It is a transcript of the gene THOP1, whose product is annotated as thimet oligopeptidase 1. Gene Ontology annotation, molecular function: metalloendopeptidase activity. Bases 151 to 2214 code for a protein of 687 amino acids. Gene Ontology annotation, biological process: proteolysis; peptide metabolic process. NCBI's taxonomy places the organism in Eukaryota, Metazoa, Chordata, Mammalia, Pholidota, Manidae. The record is from RefSeq and is a predicted model, not a curated record. Gene Ontology annotation, cellular component: mitochondrial intermembrane space. The transcript has 13 exons.